AUCUACUUUAUUAUAUAUGAAAAUUACAACAUAAUAAUAUUUGAGAAAUCACACAACAACUUUCCAUUCAUAUCAGUAGAGAACUAUACCGUUAGCAGGUGCUUUUGCGGAAGGAUAUUGUGUACAUCGUGUGAGUGCUACGUUCAUCAACAACGAUGUGUAAAACGUGAUUCAGUAUGUUGCAGCUUCCUGGAUCGAUUAUCUGAUUGUGUAUUAUGUUUUAAUUUCCGAUAAUUGAAUUUCCAACAAGAUGACAUCGUCAGACGCAGUGGUCAAGGGUGUCGCUAGACAAUUAAAAUAUUACUUUGACAUAAAAAGAUUGGAGGAUGGAUUUGACUUAUCUGGUGUCAAAAGUCCGCAGUUAGACCACCCACCUCUUAAAUCGCGAGCUACACUCCAGUAUGAUGGCCUCCAUGACCGAGCCCUCAAGCAUUAUUUCAGCCUGCCCGAGGUCCGGUGUAAACUCACCAACAUGGGACCGAAGAAAAACGAGGCUGCGGGAGACGGAGAACACAGAGAGAAAAAAGUCAAACGGAAGCUGAAGCGCAGGAUGAACAGAUACGAUUAUAAGCCGAAAACUCACCCAGCAUUUCUGUUUGCCCAGACUGGUCGGGAUACAUCAGAUGUCAUCUUUCCUUUGAAAGGAAAUAGAAAAUCAUUGAAGGGAGGCUGGCCUCAGCUCAGGAGUGUUCCCUCACAAAACAUCACCCGGGGCGAGGCUCAGCGUCUGGUCAACAUUGCCACCAAACUUCUGGUAGCCACGGAAACUGUGGAUAUCAUACAGCCUCGCCCUCCAAGUCCAAAGAGGGGACAGUCUGCCCCCAAACCUUUUGAGACUGAGAGGUCGCUGCCCGGGCUAGAUGACCAGCUUGUGUAUAUCCCAGUAGAUACCCCUAAGGGACAGAACAAAGAUAAGAAAAGACCAGCAACAGCAAAAUUCACAUGGGAUAUCCAUGGCAGACGACAUGCAAACGAGAAGGAAAAGCAGAGGGCCUAUGAUGAUAGCUACUUACCUAAACAUUCAGCACACAACGCCUCAAAAGAUCACAAACCAGAACAAAGACGUGUCAUCAUAAAAAAAGUUGUAAGGUCAAAACCUGAAUCUACAACAACAACUACAACAACAGACCAACACAACAAAUCUGAAAGGUCGGCAAGAUCAGAUAGAUCCUCAAGGUCACAGAAAUCAGACAGGUCACGAAAGUCUGACCGAUCACGUAAAUCAGAUAGAUCUGGGACAGCGGGGAGGUCAGCAAGGUCAGGGUCACUGGACAGCGAAACAGCAUCCACCACUGACAGGAGCUCAAGUGACGUAGGGACAAAAACGACGACAAGUAGUAAUAGUUCAAAGGUACAGACAAAACCUGGCACUCACAAGUCUACGGUGAUACAUGUACGUGACACAGACAUUUGUGAGGAGGUCAAGGUCAGCCAUUCUACACAAGCUGGAGACAGUGUCAGCAUACAGACGGAGACCCACAUGAUAGAGAAGUACAACCCUCUGGAUGAUGAGAUAAAACAAGGUGACUGGGCUGAGUACCAGAUCUAUGUUAGAACUGGGAACAGGACCGGAGCCAGUGCCAGCGCCAACAUUGAGGUGAAGCUCACUAUGUAUGGGGAUAAGGGCCGAUCAAAGGAACUAGUCCUCCAGGACUCCAAACGACACCUGGUCAUGUUCCAGAGGGGCAAGGAGGAUCUGUUUGUGUUAGCAUGUCAUCAUGUUGGAAAACUACGCCAGAUCAAAAUAGGCCAUGACAGGACUUCAUUGCGGGACGCCUGGUACUUGGAGGGUGUCACAGUGUAUGACAUGCACGACAAGAGGAUCUAUGAGUUUAAUUUAGAGCGCUGGCUUUCUGCCCACGACGGAGAUCGUAAGACGUACCGUGUACUAGAGAUGGACAGGGACCGGGCCUUUAUAGAAGCAUUACAUGGUGAUGAUGAUAAAAGUACCGCAGGAUCAAUGUCUGAAUCUGAAACAGAAUUGAGUACACCUCGAGAUGGGCGGCGUCACGACUCUAAAUCCUCCAAUGGCUCUGUGCGAGUACGAGGAGGCAAGGACAUUAAGUACCGUAAAAAAGAUUUUGAGCGAGGGUCAGACUCCGAAAGUAGUUACACAUCUGACAGCUCUAGUGAGCAGUCAACGGACCGCACCCCAAAAGUCCGGCCUUUAUCGCCUCUGAGGAAACCUGAUGAGGAUGACUUUUUUGAUGUACGUGGUUCUGGACCUACAUUUCUAUUCCGUGAUGGCCAUGGACCACCUCCAAAGGAAUCUGAAUCUGUGCGUGCCAAUGUUUCUGUGGAUUCUACUACGUCCGAGGACACGAGCACUAGAGCACGAGAAGACUUCCUCGAGGGUUAUAAGCCCAAUAAGGUUGGACUGAAGGCUGCCGAGGAAGAUUCUAAGACGAGGACCAGUGAGGAGGUUGCAGGGAGGAAGCGAGUGCUGGCAGGGCCCACUAUCCACGAGGCAGCCCGGGCAGGAAGCCUGGCACGCGUACAGGAACUACUACAACACUACCCAGAAAUGAAGGAAUCGAAGGAUGAGAGUGGGCGUACACCAUUGCACCUUGCGUCCACAGACGGCCACAUAGAUGUUGUUAAGUGGCUGGCGAUCGGAGAAUCCAAUCUAAACCUGGAGACCCCCACUGGUUAUACUGCCAUGCACCUGUCGGCCAUGAACGGACAUGUCAACUGUAUGAUGAUCCUGUUUGCUCUGGGGGCCACCAUUUCUGUGAAGACCAGCGAUAAGAAGACGCCAUUGUACCUGGCCGCCAUGAAGGGCCAUCUAGAGUGUGUCAAGUGGCUGAUUGCCAACAGAGCACACUUUGACACAGUAGAUGACAUGGACAGGACACCCCGAAUGGUCGCAGAAGACUUUGGACAUCGAGAUGUUGCAGAUUUCUUAAAGGCGUGUGAGAAUGAGAUGAAUGAUCCCAACAGUGGCUUUGCUCAGAUGAGGACUACAAGCAAGCUUGGCCCUGGAGGUCUACAGACCAUAGAAGAGGACUCCAACUCUUCCAUUAGUCAGGAGGACAAGACGUGGCAGGACGACAAAGAUAAUUACUCGGACAAGGCUGGUGUGGGCAGUGACGGUGGGUCUCAAAGAGCGAAAUCAGCACGCACUGUUCACAGAGAAAAGGAGACGAAGAAAAAGAUUUACGAAGAGCAACAUCAAAAAAUGGAAGAAAGCGGAGACUCCUUCCUAGAUAGUAUUCGUCACGAGUUUGAUACAUGACCUGAACCAUGAUCUACAGUUGCAUUAGAUACCUCUAUUGGAACGUAGCGGUCACUUUCUGGACACUUGCUUAUGCAGUAUGAGGCAACUGCAGGUGCUGCAUUGUGAUAUCUAUUGAACUUUGACCUUUAAUGUUGACCUCAGUUACCCGAAUGACCAGCAAAUUCACACAAGUAGUGUUUGUACUGAAUUGUUAAGAACACAAGUGAACCAGAUUGUUAUUUUUGGUAGUUUUCAGAUUAGCCAGUGUAUUUUUGUUACUGUAAAUCAAGGAGAUAUUGAUAGAUGUUUUGUUACUGUAAAUCAAGGAGAUAUUGAUAGAUGUUUUGUUGAUGUGGUAAUGAUAAACUGUAUAUGUAGUCAGUUGUUAACGACUCCUCUAGCGGGAAUUUCCCUUUAGCCCAGGGUCGGUAAGUUCAGGACUAGAUUUAGCCCUUAGCUUCAGUGUCUUGUAGAGGCACUGGAUAUGAGCAUGUUAUGUUGGUAUGAAAUGAAGAAUAAACUGGAUAUAUAGGCUUUGUUUAAAUAGCUUAUUGCUGUGCCCCCCUCCCUAUCCCUCCUAAAACAUAUGUUGAUUUGUAGUAUAUAUAUAUAUUGUCUGACUGUGAUACCUGUAUAUUCCAACAACUCUAGCUUUACCUGAUUAUAACAAGUAUUAAGAUGAUUGGUUUUAUAGGAUAGGUAAGAAUAUCUCACAUUUUUACACUCUGGUACCUCCAUUUGUUUUACUUAAAUUUGUAUUCAUUUUUACCUGUUUGUUAGAGUUUUGUCAGUAAUAUACAUAUAUAGUAUCACAGCUGUGAUAUUACACGGGAAUUGGAUGUCUCUAUUUGUGCCAUAUUUGAUCUAAUUAGCGUGCAGGUAUUCCAGAACCUAUGGGACAGCUCCUAUGAAAUAUGUUUAUGUCAGCUUUAGUGAUAGAAUCUAGCUUCACAUAGUCAGUAAUAUUUACAGAGGGAGCUAAGGGAGAUAACAGCGAGAUGUAAAGACAGCCUAAAGAAUGCUAAUUGGGUCGAAUGUAGUACAGGUCAAUUAUUAGGUAUAGUAUGUUUUAUUUGAUAUCUGUUUUUAGGUGCAGGGUAUGGUUGAUUAGGAUAUUAGUUAUUUUAUUUAUACUUUAGAAGAUAUAUAUUUACUUUAAGUCUUAUGAACUAUUUCAUUGCAAAAAUCUAAGUAUGUAUCGUUAUAAUUAUAUCUAAUAGAUAUGUUCUGAGGGAAUCUUAAAAACAAGGUUAUGAUGGGUAAUAAUGAUGAUAGAUUGAUGUUACUGAUAAUAACCUCUACAUGGUGUACACAUGUUCAGGUAGAACAUACAUUAAUCAACGCUGCCAACACUUGUCAUUCUGCUUAUUUAAUACUUUGUUUUUAAGUGUAUGCUAAUUAAAUUUCACUGUUUCAUGUAGGUUUGUUAAUAAAUGAUCGUGUAGGGUGUGUUAUAGGACAUCGUCCUCUAGGUUAAAUAUACAUAUUUUUGAAGGUGUCACAUGGCAUUUUCAUUCUCCAUCAUUUGUUUUUGCUAUUGAUAUGAGUUAUAACGAUAUUAACCCCUUAACUUGUAAUUCUACAUUCUAAGUUCUUUUGUUGAUGAUAGCAUUUAAAAUUAUCUAAAUUUUCAAGAUAAAUAAUUUUCAACUUGUAACAAAAAGUAUUUAUAUGAACAUAUAUUUUCCAGUCCAUAACUAUUUUUCGUACAUUAUAUAUGUGCAUGUAUUUGUUAAUGAAGCGGAAUUGUUUUAUAGGGUUAACAUCAACAAAUGCUCAUUAAGUGCUCCUUGAUAUUCUUGAGAAUACAUAUUUUUUUAAAACAUUGUUAAAGAUGUAAAAAAUUGAACUUACUAUUGAAAGUGUUAACACUUUCAAAAGUUAAUUGUUUUAUGACAAAACAAAUAGCUUUUUUUAACAUUAGUGCAUAUGGUAUUACAUAUUCUAUUGGGCACCAUAUCUGUGAAGUAAAUACUGUAUGAAGUGUUAAAUAGUGUACCUAGUAUACAAGUUAUGGAGUUGUCAGCUGUCAUAUUGGUUAUUGUCUUCAGUUUCUAUUAGGUCUACUCAGUUAUGAUACAGAUUAAAACAAUGUGUCAUCAAUUAUAAAAAAUGUUAAAUCCCUACAUCUAACUGCAUUUUGGUGCUGAUUGUGUUACACUUCAAGAGUCAAGGGUAAAUCUAUAGAGAAUUGGAAUCUUCUAUCACUUGUUUUUCUCUUGCAUAGAGAAGCGUGUCUUGGUAGGUCUAUGGCAGUGUGACUGAGGAUUGGUAAAUAACCAUCACAGCCAUGUGACUGAUGAUUGGUAAAUAACCAUCACAGCCAUGUGACUGGAUUGGUAAAUAACCAUCACAGUCAUGUGACUGAUGAUUGGUAAAUAACCAUCACAGCCAUGUGACUGUGGAUUGGUAAAUAACCAUCACAGCCAUGUGACUGAGGAUUGGAAAAUAACCAUUACAGCCAUGUGACUGUGGAUUGGUAAAUAACCAUCACAGCCAUGUGAAUGUGGAUUAGUAAAUAACCAUCACAGCAGUGUAGCUGUAGAUUGGUAAAUAACCAUCACAACAGUGUGGCUGUGGAUUGGUAAAUUGUCACCACAGUGGUGUGGCUGUGGGUUGGUAUAACGGAAUCAGUGUGACUGUGGGUUUGUAUCUUGAAGUCACACGCUGUAGUUACUCCUAGGAAAUAUAGCUAAACACUGUCUGAUUUGCUAGAGAGAUGCUUUAACUCUAGAUAUGGAAUAAAAGUAAUGCUACA
Messenger RNA from Mizuhopecten yessoensis (Yesso scallop), 5975 nucleotides. RefSeq lists its product as uncharacterized. Bases 251 to 3235 code for a protein of 994 amino acids. The record is from RefSeq and is a predicted model, not a curated record. Gene Ontology annotation, molecular function: protein binding. The transcript is spliced from 24 exons. Lineage: Eukaryota; Metazoa; Mollusca; Bivalvia; Pectinida; Pectinidae.